This is a messenger RNA of Cladocopium goreaui, 10068 nucleotides long. NCBI's taxonomy places the organism in Eukaryota, Dinophyceae, Suessiales, Symbiodiniaceae. The record is from the annotation of a GenBank genome assembly.
AUGGGAGCAUUGGCUCUCUUCAAUUUUGUGUCAUUGAUCUACAUCAUCGGUUUUCUGUACGCCUGCCUUGUUGGUGUUGAGGAGGUAUUCAUCCAGCACGACAUUGGCAACCAGACGACGAGCCUCUCGCAGGCAACGAGCAUCUGCUCGGAGGAGGUGGCACUUGCACAGACAGGGAGUGAUUCAGCUUUCGCAAAAGCAACUGAGCAGGAUCUUUGUUGUUCUCCAGGGGCAUCACUCAAGAGACUUCAAUUUCCUACGCACCAUCGUUGCUACGAUGGCGACUUCGAAUCGACCUCCGUGGAAAUGCAGUGUUUGCAAACAACUUCGCAAGCACAGUGCGAUGUAUUGCAACACAUGUCACCAGCCGUGGCAAAAUGUGAUCGAUCAUUCCUUUGUGCACGGUCAAAAGCAGCCGCAGCAACAGGAACAGACUCAUCAAUACCAGACCCCAUGGCAAGGACAACAAGAUUGGCAAGCCCAUUGGAAUUCUACAUCUGCUCGCGGCAGAACUCCUUCACCGCGACAGAGACAGAGACCACGCAGUGCCAAGGGCAACAAAACACCGAAGAAUACACAGCAAGCAAUGACACAGCCGACACCGCCCAUGAUGAUGCCGGCUAUGCCAAAUCCAUACAUGGGUCCAGUUCCACAAAUGCCCAUGAUGUAUUCUCAGCAGCCAAUGAUGUUUCCAAUGCAAGGAGCCCUACCUCCCUUGCCGCCACCGGAUGUUCCUUGGCAACCAUCGACCGCAACACAGAACAUGGCCAAAAUGCCAGCGCCUGUGCCCACAUCUUUGGGUAUGCCAUCGCCAUCGACUAUGCCAACGAUGCCAGCACCAGCCAUGCCGAAGAUGCCGGCGGGAGCAACGCCAUCAGUGGCAGAGACCGACGAGGAGGUGAGGGGACUUAUGUCCAUGAUGAGAGGCAGACAAGCAGAACUGCCGGAAGACAUGCAGAAGAAGGUGCAAAAAGUCUUGACAAAGUAUGGACAACAGGCCUCCACGGACCUCCAUGCUGCUGUGACGGCCCUGGACACUGCCCGCAACAACUACGACGAGGCUGUGCUUGCCAGGAGUCAACAUCAUGCGAUGUGGAAAAAUUCCUAUCCGAUGCAGUUCAAUUAUGGCAAACCUAUGCGGCUCAAUUUGUGGAUCAAGAACGGAAACUCCAGGAACAAGUGAGUCUUCACAAAGAAUCCCUCAUUGCUGCCAAGCAGGACUUGGAGAAAUCCAAGGUUGCCAAACUAGGAGCUGGAGAUGUACAACACAUCGCAUCGGACGAGGAGGCAGAGGACCAAGAUGCCAACACCUCGAGCAAUGCGGCGACCAAGAUCACGGAGACAACGCAAGGACUUGCCAAAUCCUUGCAAUCCCUCCAUCAGGAGGCAGAGGCCAUGGUCGCAGAAGAAGCACAUGCUGCCAAAAGGCAAAAGAUGAUGCCACCAAAAGACGAAGACCAGCCCAUGAACGCAGGCUGGCUGAGCAUGACCCUUGGGUAUGCCAGUCGGGAGCCUUCAUGGCAGGACAUCACCUUUAUGCAUGAUGUCAAUGUGCUCAAAUGGUCACACAGCAUUGUGAAUGAGGAAAACUUUAUCAACGAAUGGGCUGCCAUCGAAAAUGCACGUUCCCUAGCAUUUGACCUUGGCACCUACAAUGGAAUCUUCCCACUUGACAUGAGGCUGAGUACUGUUUCCGCCAAAGCCAUAUCAUCACACAGGAGAUUGGGUUUUGCUCCUGACGUUGACGUUCUGAUUGGCAUGGAGGAUGAGCUGACCAUGUACAGGACUGUGGUCUCUGACAUUUGCCUAGGCACAGGUUCUAUGCCCUGGCGACAAGGUUUGCUCAGAGGAGGCACAUACCAGCCCUUUUCGAGUGAGGAACUCCCAGACUCUUGGGACAACCUUUUUCAAGAUGAGGAGACUUCGAAGUGGAAUUGGACAGCUUCACAUCGAGAUCCUCCGUCCCGCAUUUUGCGCUUUGACAAUGACUACAACGAAUGGGAAAACUCUAUACGGUUUAUCUGGGAAGACAUGGUAGACCCAAACGUGCCCAUCGAAGUUGUCAUCGUGCGGCCAGAGCCUCCCCAGCAUCCACAUAGAGGAACUAUGGCCACGGUCAUUGUGCAUCAAAAUUUGCGACCGGACAGGGCAGCAUGUCUUGUGACCGCGGUCCACAUCAUGGAUCCGACCACUACCUUUCAGCAUACUGCACAUUCCAUGGAGCUACAGAUGUCCCCAGCACGAAUCUUUCAACUUGCUAGAGUUGAUCAAAUCUGUCAGCAACGUCAACGUCAAGGAGCUGGUCGCUGCACGCUGCAUAUUGGACAUCAUCGACAUCUUGACCAUCAAUUUGUUGCGACCUCUCAUGGAUUGGGCAUGCAUAUACGUAUUCCCACCACGCUCACGGAUUUUGAAGCCGAACAAAAUCUGCUCAGAAGAAUCCAACAACAGCGACGAGGAAGAAGAGGAGAUCCAUGGGACCCUGCAGAUCAUCAGGAUAUUCCGCCUGAGAAUACGCACCCACCUAUUGAUCCAUCCUCUGCACAUCCGGAAGAUGAAGUUUCCUUCAUGGGCAGAAGACCAAGAAGGCUACACAGCAUUGUCGAAGUAUCAUCUUCAACAUCGCCUGAAACCAUCUCUUCAACGGAAUCCUCCACAGACUGGAGACAGACAGUCAUCUUCACCCUGGAUGGAAUGUCGACGUCUGCUCAAUUGCCUUGGCAUGAUAUGGACCUUCUGUAUGAACAAGCUGCAGUUGCACUUGAGUUGAACAGAAGAGACAUCCUACGUGUUCAAGCAGUGCACAGACCUCUGGACUACAUCCAGGUGAAUUUGUACAGUAUGAUUCUCCAACGGGCACAUGAAUUCCGACCUAAUCCAUAUGUCCGUUUGACACUUGUGGACAUGGAGCUGCACGUUGCCAAUGAGAUUCAAUCGUCGCCCUUUCGGCGCUACCCCAAAUGGCUGCCGUAUGUAGCCGACAGGGAAGCACUGGUGCAGACACUUGGACUGGAAUCAUUGUGCUCCACACAGGAAAGCCCAUGCCACAUUUGGCGCAACAAUGUCAUUCUGGACACGGAUCCGAGAACAAGACUGCAUAUUUCUGAUGGCGACUACAUCAAAGUCUAUGUUGGGGACAUUGACAAUCUUGACAUAUGCCUCUCUGACAUCGACAUUGAGUCCCCAGAAGAACAACUUGAAAGCAGCCCUCUCAACGAGGAUGAAGAAGAGACGGCCCUUUUUCAACGAGCAGCAAUUGCUUUGCAAAAAGCAUGUUCUGACACUUGUGUUGCCCUACAAUCAGCACAACCUCAACCUGCAGCAGAACAUGUUAUAUCCACACGCCGGCUUCAAGUCAAUACCUGGCGAAUUGCUCCACAACAUGAAAGAUCAGGACCACCCAUUGGAUCAUAUCCUCAGGGAGUACCUCCGCCACCGCAGAGAGCCUUCAAUGCCCAGCUCCACUUUGAUGAUCGCAGACUCUUUGCUCAUUUGUUUGCAACCACCUCCAUCAUUGAAUGUGAAGACGAAGGCCCCAUUGCUUACAUCGAAACGUGGUACAUCCAUCAUCAAAUCCACAGGAGAUGCACGGAACCAGGAUCUGUACGUAUCAGACAUGACUCUCCAAGCUGGAUUGAGGAUAUUAUUGAACCUUGGGCCACUACCCUUGUUCCUGAUUUGGAAGUCACAAUUCACUUGGUGAAACCACAGCCUCCCCGCACCAACAUGGAGUGCAUCAUGGCACAUUUGAUUUUGGAGCAAUCCACACGUGUGGCGCACACGGUUGGGAUGGUUUCGACAAUGAUGUCUGAGACUCACAGAGGACCCUUUCAUCACAGUGCAUACUCUCUUCCUGAUAUCAUGAAUCAAGCUUACGUUUUACGACAAGCUGGUCUUCAAGAAGUAUGUCGGGAUGGACGUUGCAGAGUCAGACUGGGGAACAUCCCAUUUGGCCUUUUUGAUUGGGAUGAAUUCCCCCGUGCUAGCAGCCUGACCAUCCAUCGAGAGCAAUUCUCCUUCUCCUCACAUGCAGAUUCUCAUGAAGUUUUGGAUUUAAUGCAAAGAACAACCAUGAGAUGGAGGCGUCGAGGCACCGACCAGCAUGGCUCGAGCGCACAACAACCAGGCGGUGGAUGUCUCAACUUUGCCUUCAAUCCUCAUGCAAUGCCAUUUGAUCCAGCGACUCCAAACUUAGCGUCUGUACCUGAGAAUGUACAAGAGCUGCACCAACUUUGGAGCCGAACUGCAUUCUCAUGGCAGGGAGAGGAAGCUUCUACAAUUGUCAUGACAUGGCUAGUCGAUCAAUAUCAUCCUGGCCUACGCACUUGCUUGCAACCGCGACCAGUACGACUUUUUGCAGAUUUUCGUCAGUGGACGGCGCAACUCCGCAGUGCAUGGCCCGACAGAGCUAUCAAUGGUGCUCCCAUUCUCCUUCAUGUUGUUGCACCACCACCGCCAAACAUGCAGCACAAUGUGGCAGCCCAUGUGAUCCUGGUUCAAAACCCGCAGGACAGUCUGUCAUCGGCUCUUUUUACCGGAUUUGAUGGGUCACUUCCACAACCUGGACCGUUCAUGCAAAUGGCUGCCACUACCCAUGAGCAUUUUCGCUUGGAUCAACUUCUUGUAUUCAUUGGUUUAGGAGCAAGAUGUGUUUUUCCUGGAGCUACAAUGAUUUGCAGGGCGUGGUACGAUUUGGUUCAGAUUCAGAUGGACAGACCAUUUCCUCUUCGAGAUGGACAUGGUAUCAUCAUACAUCUCAGCCCGGGGCCAGUUCAGCCACAGCUCAGGGUCGGACGCUCAUUACUACAACGUGGUCAUCAAAUUCAUGCAAAAGUGAAAAUUGAAGACCUUGACACAGAGUCUGUCUCUUGCGAGCGCCAAACAGCUGAUACGGUGGCUCACGAUCAGCGGCCGCAAGACAGACUAGAGAUCUUUCCACAGGUUGGAGAACGCCGACCCCAAGACUGGACGGAUCCUCAACAACGAACUAUUGUUCAAGUGGUUUACUCCCACUGGAAUACCACAACCAUCAUGCCGCCGACAUACCUGGAACUCAACUCCAUCUAUUCAGCUGCAGAUGUUGAGCAGGAACUACGUAACUGGGGCUUCCAGUACAAAAUUUUCCUUUGCGGUGAACAUGACACGGUUUUUGCUCUUUCACAACAAGAAGCCUUGCGCGAUCACAUCUAUGUGUACUGUGCGGCCGAUUGCACCUUGAGUGAGCCUGUUUUUGUGAACAUCACUGACAAAGAACUUCAUGAACAACAACAUAUGCGAUAUUUGCAUUCCAGAGGCUACCACAAAGCGGUGAUCAUGCAGACUGAACCCUGGAUGGAGAAGCUGCAGUGCAUCCACUUUCUUGAUGUCCAACCAGACCAAGCAGAACUCUUGCGUGACCCACGCCUACGCACUCCAUGGCCGGCACGCCAAAUGCAACAGUUGACAUCAACCACUUUGAUCCAUACCGAAGUAGCUGAUCAGUCCGGCCGAUCAACCUGCCACAUCCAAUUUGACACCCAGGAACUCCGGGCAUUCAUGGAGGCAUCCAAUGACAUCUUGUGGAAAGACCACUCCCUUUUUGACCUUCCCGAGUUCAUCAGAGUGGCUCUGGAUCGAUGUCAGCCUGUCCAGCGAAUUGAUCGAUAUGUCAUUUUCACUGACGGAUCGUCUCAAGCAGUGCAUCGACAUCGUCCACCACUUUGGGUUGCAGACAAUGAUGUGAGCGAUUCCUGGGCCUUUGCGGUCUUCGCUGAGCAGUACGCUGAGGACGACACGGCAGACCCUACAUUGGAAUUUCUGGGCUGGACAUGUCAGCAAGUGAACAUGCAAAGCUUCACCUCCAUCCUACGACACCUGUGGAUGGCUGUAGCCAGCACGCCUGACCUACCACUUCUACAUGAGGAUGGCUUUAGUGUCCCACCUUUUGCACUCCCCAUCAGAACCACAGCAAAGGCACCAGAGGCACCUGCUGCCCAAGUUCUCACCCGCUACACCAUCAGUUGCGGGACUGCGAACGUUAGAACAUUUUACAGAGGGGAACAAGGUCACCCUGGAAAGCUUCAAUAUGUCCGAGAACAAUUCCGUGCAUCUGGUCUUCAUUUCAUUGGAAUACAAGAAGCUCGCACAGAUCCAGGUACCUCCCUUCAAGACAAGAUCUAUCGUUUGGCGAGUGGACAUGAAGGAGGGCAUUUUGGUGUGGAAAUAUGGAUCAAUCUGAUGCAACCGUAUGCCUAUCAAGGUCGCCAUCCCAAACACUUUCAGCGGUCUGAUUUUGUCGUGGUUGACAGGGCGCCUCGCCAUUUGUUGGUCCAUGUAGUCAAUGAGGACAUGAGCUUUUGGAUCCUAUGUGCACAUGCACUGCACAGUGGAUCUCCCAGUGGUGAACGUGAAACAUGGUGGCACAUGCUUUCAGAAACCAUUCAAAGGCAUGCCCAACACGACCCGCUGGUCGUCAUGAUUGACGCCAAUGCUCGCAGUGGACCUGCUGAUCAUGUCCAUGUUUUUGGGAAUGACGACGUGGCCAAUACCAACACAGCUCAUUUCAGGGAGUUCUUGGAGGAACAUCAAUUAUGCAUUCCUUCCACUCUCACUCUACAUGAAGGACAUCAAACCACAUGGAUGCACCCAUCAGAAGAUGCGGAAUAUCGGAUAGACUAUGUCUUAGUCCCGAUUCACUGGGUGACAGACUGCACACAGUCCUGCAGUCUGGACCACCUCGAUCUGGGUCACCUGGGAGAUCAUCGUGCCAUGGCCAUUGAACUAUCAUGGCAAGAAGCUGGCCACAAGAUGAAAAAGAACCAGAAGAUCAAAUCCUAUGACCGAACAGGUAUCCUGACGGCGGAUUUGGCAAAAGGCCUUGAUGACUAUGCUCCGCUACCAUGGCAGGCUGACAUUGAGAACCAGGUGGACCACUUCAACCAGCAUGUGCUUGAAGUCCUGCAUCAACAAUGCCCAGCCAAAAGGCAAGGACCAAAGAAAUCCUACAUCUCUGAGCAGAUUUGGCAGCUUCGAGCCCAAAAGCUACGGCUCCAACGCACCGCCAAAGACAACAAGAAACGUCAGCAAAAGGAGUUCAUGACUCGACUUUUCCAACGAUGGGCAGGUCGAAUCGACAGUGACCGACAAGAACGAUCUGUACAAUUUGAAAAUUCUUUGGCAGCUCACGGCUUGAAAACACGCAUUGAGCUCUACCUCGUCUCCAGACAGCUUCGAGGCGAAUUGACUGCUGCCAAGCGUGUGCAUGUCAAAGAGAUCAUCACGGCCCUUCCUCCUGAUUGUGCAGCUUCCACUAUACUCAACACCCUUAAGCCAGUGAUUGGACCGACGAAUCCGAAAUUACGUCGGACCUCACCACUGCCAUGGAUCUUGAAUGAACAAGGACAACCAUGUACAACCCCAACGGAGCUCACCGAUUGUUGGGCUGAAUUCUUUGGCACGAUGGAAGGAGGCCACAGAGUUAGUGCAUCUGAACUGCGUCAAGAUUGGAUUCAAGAUCUGAGCACCUUCAUGCAGAAGGACUUGGAGCUUCGUCCUGAAGAUGUUCCGACCUUGACAGACCUUGAACAUGCAUUCCGACGGGUUCGACCUCACAAAGCGGUAGGCACUCGACCGGGCGACCCUUUUGCGGACGUGGUGUUUGGGUACAUGUUCGCCCGUUUGCUGACUACGGUCGAACAGAAGAUGCAGGACCUUGACAUCUUGGAGACCAUCAAUGAUGUGAGUACACCUGGCCUCUUCCCGGACCUUCAUGCAGGGCCCAUGCAUCAGCACUCCAUUUUGGGGCCAACCUGGAUGGAUGACCUCUGUAUAACAGUGACGUCCACCACAGCCCAUGGAGUAGAACAUAAAGCAGGACUGGCUGCGAGUGUGCUGCUGGAGACGUGCAUGAAUCAUGGAGUCACUCCCAAUCUCCAGAAAGGGAAGACAGAGAUACUCCUAUCCUUCAGAGGACAAGGUUCAAGGGCACUCAAGCAGAAAUACUUCAGUCCACAACAAGGCCAGAGGAUGAUGAUCCUGACUGAGUACGGCACCCACUACAUUUCUGUCGUGGGCGACUACACCCAUCUUGGUGGCCUGACACACCACACCGGCACAUCUCGCAAAGAGAUGAGAAGACGCAUUGCCAUUGGCAACAACGCAUUCAAUCUCCAUCGAAAAUUGCUCUUUCAGAACCGGGCCCUUUCGGCCGACAAAAGAACCCAACUUUUCAUGACCCUCGUGACCAGCAAGAUAUCCUAUGGAACGGAAUCUUGGAUUCUGGACGAUGUCAGAUCCAAAACCUAUUUCAAUGGAGCUAUCCUUCGUCUUUACAGAAGGUUGUUGAAGUGCGCACCAGACAGUGCCAUUCAAGAUGAUGAAAUCCUUGUGCAGACCCAACUACCAGCUCCAGAAGAUCUUCUCCGGAUAUCAAGGCUGCGCUAUGUUGGACUGCUCUACCGCUGUGAAGAGGUCACGCCCUGGGCCCUCAUCCGAGCGGAUACACAAUGGAUCCAACAGAUCAAAGAGGAUCUACAAUGGCUCUGGCGUCUCGUUGAGCACACCACCAAAUUGCGCAAUCCAGAGGAACAUUUCCCUGCUUGGGAAUAUGUGCUCCGCUACCAUCGUAGUUACUGGAAGACUUUGCUUCAACGUGGACUUCAAUUGUCACAGCUCCAUCGACAAGAUGACAUGCUUCUACGUCGCCUUCAUCAUGACAUUCUUGGACACCUGGCGCACUGGGGACCGCUUCAAUUUGCACCAGUACGACCAAAUAUUCCAAUUGAACAUCAGACUGGCUACUAUGGUUGCAUGUCGUGCGGCAUUCGAUGCAAGUCAAAAGCUGGUGAGGGAGCACAUCUCUUCAAAGUCCAUGGUAUUUGUGCGCGAGAACGUGAUUUGCAACACCGGAUGAGAACAUGCAUCCAGACGUAUGACAUCAGUUGGACGCAAACGCAGCUCACCCUCCGACAUGUGCAUCAAGCGAUUUCCUUGUUAGAGGAGUAUGAUGCUGCGACACCACGGGCUACUGCACUAUCAGCGCUGGAGUUUCUUUUGGAGCCCUCGGCAUGGGGAUUUCUCACUGAGAUCCGGUAUGAGACUGCAGGCACAGAGCAUCUCCAUAACCUGGAUCUUUAUGAGCAAUGGUGCUGCGACUUGGCCACUGCCCCAUCACCGUGGAGACCAACCUUAACCUGCCCGCGACCAGUCUUUCGAGAACGAGUAGUCCUUCAUGCCUACUCGGGUCGAAGAAGGCCAGGGGAUUUCCAGUGGUUCCUUGAUGCUCUGGGUCGCCAGCAGAAAUUUGAAGGUUUUUAUGUAGUUUCCCUUGAUAUCGUAAUAGAUUCUACAUGGGGCGACAUUGGCAAUCAGAAGACACAAAGCUUCUGGCUUGAGUCGAUGCGUGCUGGCUUCGUGAUCGGGUUCCUCAGCGGGCCCCCCUGUUGCACAUGGUCCGUGGCGCGAGGGAAGCAUGUGGCUGGCUCGCACAGACGAGGUCCUCGAGUCCUUCGCACGGCAUCAGCACUGUGGGGCUUCCAUUCGGCCUCUCUUAAGGAGAAACGACAGCUCAUGGAUGGACAUCUACUCCUUGGCUUCAGCCUCAAGGCCAUGGUAGUCCUGUCCACCGUGGAGAGCUGUGGGGCUUUGGAGCAUCCGGCCGAACCAGCCGAUGAUCAAGCAGCGAGCAUUUGGCGGCUGCCCAUUGUCCAAAUGAUUGCCACUUUGCCAGGGUUUCGCCAUUAUGAAUUUGCGCAGGGAUUACUGGGAGCAGAUAGCGCCAAGCGCACGGGCUUGCUGUCUUUGAAUCUUCCUGACCUGCCGAAGUUCCUUCGAGCCAAUGCGGUAUGUGCCCACCUUCCACGAGCCCAAACCAUUGGCGUCGACGAGAAAGGCCAGUUUCGAACAGCGAAACUGAAGGAGUAUCCUCCUGCUUUAUGUAAAGCGUUAGCAGAGGGAUUUUUCUCACAUUUUCCACCACCCGAAGAGGUGGUGAAGGCACCUACCCUACCAGCAGAUUUUGUUGAGCGUUGCAGACACAUGACCUGCACAGCCAUGGGCACCAAAAUCGGUGCUGACUAUGCUGGAGGGUAG